This is a messenger RNA of Prunus dulcis (almond), 948 nucleotides long. RefSeq names its product putative cyclic nucleotide-gated ion channel 19. The transcript is spliced from 4 exons. The coding region runs from base 13 to 948 and encodes 311 amino acids. Lineage: Eukaryota; Viridiplantae; Streptophyta; Magnoliopsida; Rosales; Rosaceae. The record is from RefSeq and is a predicted model, not a curated record.
AAACUUCAAACUAUGGAUAAACAAGUAUUGAAAGCAAUGUCUCAUCAUCUUUCUCCGGUUAGCUAUAAACGCGACGACUAUAUUGUUCGAGAGAACCAACCAGUUAGUAGGAUGUUCUUCAUCACGAGAGGAGAGGUAACAAAAAAUGAGAACCCUCCGGAAGCAAAUUUUAUUGGAGAAGAACUUCUUGAGUGGGUAUUGGAUAAGUCUUUUCCUACCAUAUUACCCUUGUCGACCUGCACUGUUAGAGUAGUCUCAAAUGAUGCCGAAGUCCUCAUUUUGAAGGCCAGGAUGUUGAAGAAUGUAGUCUCUAAGUUCAUGAAGCAUUUCAGCAAUUUCGCCUCUCUCUCAGAUAUCCAGUUAACUUGGCUAAAGAAAGUGGAAAUCUUUCAACAAAUGGAUGAACAAGUGUUGGAAGCAAUAUGCAAGUGCCUUAAGCACAUGAACUUCAAUGUUGCCAAGCGCCAUAUUCUUCAAGAGAAAAAACCACUUAAAAUGAUGUUCUUCGUCAUCCGAGGAGUUGUAUUAAUUGAAAGCGAUAGUGCUUUGGAAGAGAACGUUAAAAACACCUGUGAAAUAGGAAGUUUCUAUGGAGAAGAACUUGUACAAUGGGUUACAACUUGGGUACACAAGUCCUUUCCUGCCAAACUACCUUUAUCACCUGGUUCUGCGCUAUGUAGUGUGCGUGGUGGUCCUGUUGAAAUACUUGCUCUCAAAGCCGACGACUUGAAGAGUGUAGUCUCUGAAUUCAGGUCGAAAUUCAGCACGGAAACCACCCUGCCUACAGAUUCUGAUCAGCCUCGAGAACUGACCAUCCUAAAGAAUGUGGAAAUCCUUAAGACUAUGAAUGAGGAAGUGUUGAAAGAAGUAUCAUCAUCCCACAGCAACCAAAUACCACCAGAGAAGCCUACAGCAUCAGAAAUUUCAGCUUUAGGGAAGCCAAGUUGA